AUGUAUGAUUUACAUGUUUUAAUUUGUUUUGGUAUUACUGGGAUUAAAACACACGCUGCUGAGGUGAAACAAUGUUUUAUCAAGCUUCCUACUAGAAAUCAAAUACUCGUCUGCUGCGAUGGUGCAUCUAAAGGAAAUCCUGUGAGUGCUAGUUUUGGGUUUGUGGCAAGGAAUGAGAUUAGUGAUUGUACGGGUGCAUCAUCUAGAGGUUUGAGGAUAACUACAAAUUAUCUGGCUAAGAUGAUGGUAUUGGUGGUAGCAGGUGAGUGGGAAGUCAAGAAAGAGUAUGUGGAGGUAUGCUUCAGUCUAGAUUCUAAGGCAGUAUUGAAGGCAUUUAGUAAUGGAAAAAUUCCUUGGAUUGUAGAGACUAGAUGGAAUAAUAUUAAGAGGAACAUUACUAACAUCAUAUUCAGACACUCUUACAGGGAGAUUAACUUUUCUGCAGAUAGGAUGGCCAAGAAUGGAGUGCUCCUAGCAAGAGGAACUGUACUUUUCUAUGAGGAAAAACCUGGAUUCUUGGGAGGAUUGUAG
This is a messenger RNA of Papaver somniferum (opium poppy), 531 nucleotides long. RefSeq lists its product as uncharacterized. NCBI's taxonomy places the organism in Eukaryota, Viridiplantae, Streptophyta, Magnoliopsida, Ranunculales, Papaveraceae. The record is from RefSeq and is a predicted model, not a curated record. The coding region runs from base 1 to 531 and encodes 176 amino acids. The transcript has a single exon. Gene Ontology annotation, molecular function: nucleic acid binding; RNA-DNA hybrid ribonuclease activity.